GAUAAGUAUAAUUUACGACACGUGGCACCAGUUGUCUUAUUAUUAAUGUACUCAUUAUUAGGUGCAGUAUUUUUUUGGUGGGUUGAACGAGAAUAUGAACAGGAAUUGAUCAAGCAAGAGAAACUAUUUCUCGAUCACUUGAGAAACGACACGAUUUCGAGAUUAAAACGAUUACUCCUGAAAAGUAUUUUUUACAGGAAAAUAUUAUUGUGGUACGAAAGUCAGUUAAUAAAAUUGAAAAUGACAAAAGGUUUAGAAUGGGAUAUGUGGGGCGCACUUUUCUAUGUUGGCACUAUUCUCACUACAAUUGGGUACGGUAAUAUCGCACCUCGCACAUCUGGUGGACGUGCAUUAAGUAUUGUAUACGCAAUUUUUGGUAUUCCGCUUGUACUUGCAAUUUUAAGUGAAUUUGGUAGAAUGUUUACAACUUUUGUGAGCAACCAACGUAUUGCAGAAACAAGAAAACGUCAAAAAUUAUGGGAUAAAAGACGACGAAAUUAUGUUAGGACAAUCCCAAUAUGGCUUGCGUUAUUUAUCUGCAUUGGAUGGAUUUGCAUAUGCGCAGGUUUAUUUUGCCUUUGGGAAACACACUGGUCUUACUUUACUUCUCUUUACUUCUUCUUCAUAUCCUUAUCUACCAUCGGUCUUGGCGAUGUGGUGCCAGACCAUCCACAUAUGUUAAUAUUAAUGUUUUGGCUAGUAAUUAUCGGUCUAUCUAUUGUUUCAAUGCUUAUAAGUGUAAUACAGAUUAAGUUUGAAGAAUGGCUUUAUCAUUUGAUGAUUCGAAUGCAAGUAAGCUUUUUAUGA
Molecule: messenger RNA, 807 nt
Organism: Thelazia callipaeda (thelaziosis nematode)
Lineage: Eukaryota; Metazoa; Nematoda; Chromadorea; Rhabditida; Thelaziidae
Source: the annotation of a GenBank genome assembly